Molecule: messenger RNA, 1046 nt
Organism: Harmonia axyridis
Lineage: Eukaryota; Metazoa; Arthropoda; Insecta; Coleoptera; Coccinellidae
Exons: 1
Coding region: 35-991 (318 amino acids)
Source: RefSeq, a predicted model, not a curated record
ACAAAUGCGUUGCCAAACGUGACAUUUCGGAACCAUGAAUUAUACAAUUAUUUUAUUUUUAGUUUUAUUUCAUGUCACUUACAUAACAAAUUUCGUGAGUUAUAACUGGGAUAACGAUUCUAACAAUACCCAUUUCAUUGAUCUUUCCGAUCAAUGUAUCAAUAACACGGAGGAAAACAUUUUUCUACCGCUAGGAGUUGGUGCCGCUGAUGGUGUAUCAAUAUUGGUGUCACAGACGGCUAUCGACGUCCUUCCCAAUUGCAGUAUACUUUUCAACAUAGCAAGAGAUCAUCCAUCUCACUUGCAGAUCAUUGUCAUAGAAUACAUAGACAGCCAUUAUACCUUCAAGGAGGUGAUCCAGGCUUGCUUGGGCAAGAACCUAAUGGGCUACCUAUCAAUAAAAGAAGUAGAGCCAGAUGGUGAACAGUUCUACAUCUGCAGCAAAUUCCAACCUGGAAAGUACGGCAUACCAGUGUUUGUACACACUGGCUUCGCUAAGAUCAUCCAGCUUGAUAUCAGUCCAUCUGAAGUAUUUCACAGCAUGAAGAUCACCUUCACAUCUGGUAGAGCAUUGGGCAGACACGAAUACUGCAAUUUAACUUAUGAAAUACAGUGCACUAUCGGCAGAGAAACGAUAUGCAUCAACAAGGCUCUAUCUUGCGAUAGGAACAUAAAUUGUGGAGUAUUUGACGAAAACGAUGAAGACUACAAGAUAUGUAGGGUAUCUAGAUUCGCAUAUCUUUGGAUCGUUGUACUGGCAGGUCUAGUGACACUUCUGUUGGUGUUCAUUAUAUUCGUGUAUCUCCUGAAAACGUACAUCGCGGAAAUUACUGAUAAUUUCUUUAUUUUCAAUGAAGACGAAGAUAACAAACUUGUGAUUAGGAGUCAAUUGAAUUCUCAUCAAUGGCAGAACAUCAAGAGAACUAUAAGAGAUCCGCCUUGCUUUUGUCAGGAGACGUCUGAUACAAAUGCCACUGUUAAUAGUGAUUAAGUGGAUGUGCAUAGUUAUUUAUAUAGUUAGUUCUAUCAAUACAAAAUUCAAGUAA